This is a messenger RNA of Oncorhynchus mykiss (rainbow trout), 2064 nucleotides long. NCBI's taxonomy places the organism in Eukaryota, Metazoa, Chordata, Actinopteri, Salmoniformes, Salmonidae. The record is from RefSeq and is a predicted model, not a curated record.
GAAGGGAAGGGAGUUUGGUUUGCAUGGUAAAUUCCUUCUCUAUUCCUCACACAUAUCAUACUAAUCUCAGUGUGUUGAUGGUGUGUGUUGAAGGAGGAGAAGACCCCAUGAAGACCAGCAGACCUCAGGAAGACCCGUGUAGACUCCUGCGGACCCCAACGAAGACUAGCCGUCACUAAGUUGUCAGCUACGGAGAUCCAAAUAAAGAAUAAACAGGAUUAUAAUUUGCAGUGGUCUGAAAGUCUCAUGCUGUUAGGCUAAGGAAAUGAGGCUAAGGACGGACAAGAAAGAGGAAGAGCCCAAUCGGAAGUAUACGUCUGACUUUUCACCUCUUUACCUCUUCUAUCUCCCAAUUUCUCCUCUUUUCAGUCAUCUCUCCUCAUAUCUACAUCUCUCCGCUCUAGUAACCCCUCCUUUCCUCACCUUUCCACCAAUCUUCUCACCCGUCAUUUUAAUCUCAUCAACUGUGCUCUCUUCACCUCCCCUCUCAUCCUCCCUUUAUCUCCCCUGUCCUCCUCUUUUCCUCCCCUCUGCUCUUAUCCUCGUUUCAUCUACUCACGACAGGAUGAGAGGGGCCUUUGUCUCUGAGGACCAUUGGGUCUUUUGUGGCAUCACUCAGAGGCAGACUUAGACACAUCUUCCUGAUGCUGCGUGAGUCUGUCAUGGCGGGAGCCUUCAUGGACUCGUCACCCAACGAUGACUACAGCACGGACCACUCCCUCUUCAACUCCUCAGCCAGCGUCCACGCGGCCUCCAUGGCAGCCCAUGACCAGCCGGAGAGGGAGCCCAUGUCCCGCGACGCCAUCUGGCUUUGGAUUGCCAUCACCGCCACCAUUGGGAACAUUGUGGUCGUGGGAGUGGUGUACGCCUUCACUUUCUGAGUGGUGGGAGCCAUGAUAAAGUGUUGCCAGCAGGAGGAAGUUGCAGCACAAGAUAUUUGAACAUAAGCUCAGAAACUUGAGAGCGACAUAAUCUCAGAACUCCACAGCAGCCAAUAACCACCAUGAAAGGCUACACUGAUACAGAGGAGUGAAUGAUUAUUGCAUUGACAUCUUGUCCAUGCUUUUGAAAGACAAGGGACAAAUACAAAUACAGAAUUGAGUAUGUGUAAUAUGUUGGUAAUUUUACUGCAGCCAAAGGUAAAAAUAUGAAAUAUUUUGUACGUAAGUUCUGUUGAUUUUACGUAAAAAUGUUAACAUUUCUGAUGAAGCUUUAAAUAUUGAACGGAUUCUAGAAAAUAGAAUACAGUGUUGUAUAGUCAACUCUGAAUAACCUCUGAGCUAAUUGGUCAAUUCUGAAAUCACCUAAAGGACGUACAAUAUUCCUACAGAACCUUUGUAACGUGCCAAUUGAAGCGUUUGGAGAUCAUUGUAUGGAAAGUAACACUGAUAUGUUUUUAUCUUCAAAGCAUUACUCCACAGAGGUCACUGUAUUCUAAAGACAUCUGCCCAAAGUUAGGAGUUUAUGACAAACAUUCUAGAAACAGAAUGCCUAAUGAUCUUAGAUUGAUUUACUUACCCCAUGAAAAUAUAGUUCACCUGACACUAUCGGUUUUGGAUCAAGUAAACCCCCCUUUUCAUCCUAAGUGAGCCUUGAGUGCUGAAUAGACAAUCCUUUCCGAGCAAAUUCAUAUCAAAUAAAGUAUGGGUACACUAAAACUAUUUCCCUUAAACACCCCUAUCAGACCUCAAAUCCAUAUGAACGAGAUGUACGAUUUACAGAACUUGAUGUUCACUGUGACCGCUUGUUAUGUUUGUUUCCAUUCUGUAUAGCAAUCCACUUUUCACAGAUAUUUACAUGUGGAAACCAGAUUUAUCACGCUUAGAACUCACUUGGAUCCAAGCCUCUUGAUGUGACUGCUGUAACCAUAACCAUUUUUAUGUCGGUCUGAAUGUAUAUUUGGAUAUAAGAUUAUCUUUCUUCCUCUUUACAGUUGCUCAACACAUCGUAACCCAAACUGCAUUCCAAGCCAAAUACUCAACAAAAGUAUAAAGGCAACAUGUAAAGUGUUGGUCCCAUGUUUCAUUUGUUGAAAUAAAAGAUUCCAGAAAUGUUCCAUAUACA